AUGGCUGACAAGGAAAGUGUUCGCUCACACCACAGGUUUGCACGGGCCAUGGUGUUGCCGGGUCGCUUUGUGGGGUUCCAGCUCCCAGAGCCAAGCUGUAAGCACUGCGGGGAACCUCCUGAGGAGACACUAUUGCCACAGCAGGAGGUUUCACUGGCAGGACAUCUAGAGAAGAAGCUUAAAUAUCGGGUCUACCUCUUCCCGGAGCCGGCUGCAGAGCAGGUCUGCCCCAACGCGGCCCCCGUGAGGGAAGCGCUGCUGACGGCAGCCGUGGCCCAGCCAAAAGCACUCGGAGGAUUUUUAAGGAAGAGGAAACAACAGCCACAUGCCGGCCACAACCGGGCCGCUCACCGCGGUAAGAGGUCGAGAAUACCUGUUCUGAAGGAGCCGUGCCCGGGCCCGCCCCGGGGCAGGAGAGGGCGAAGCCACUCCAGGGCGCGCCCUCCGUGGCCCCGCUCGGGCCGGGAGCCAUGCCCGCGGGGAACGGCNGCUUCCCCACCGGCCCUUCCCCGCUUCCCCACCGGCCCGUCCCCGCUUCCCCACCGGCCCUUCCCCGCUUCCCCACCGGCCCGUCCCCGCUUCCCCACCGGCCCGUCCCCGCUUCCCGACCGGCCCGUCCCCGCUUCCCGGCCGGCCCAACCGCCGCAGCCCUGCCGUUCCCGCGGGGCAGUCCGGCCUGGGGUGUUCACUCGCCGCCCUGGCCGGGGGGAUGGGGCAGGAAUUGUUUCAAUUAUGACUCUCACUGCUCUUGCCUAUGAACGCUACAUUCGGGUGGUCCAUGCAAAAGUGAUUGACUUCUCUUGGUCUUGGCGGGCUAUCACAUACAUCUGGCUGUACUCACUGGCCUGGACUGGAGCACCUCUUUUGGGCUGGAACAGAUACACACUGGAGAUUCAUGGAUUGGGCUGCUCAGUGGACUGGAAGUCAAAAGACCCCAAUGAUACCUCCUUUGUGCUCCUUUUUUUCCUCGGUUGUCUCGUAGCACCUGUUGGGAUCAUGGCCUAUUGCUAUGGCCAUAUUCUGCAUGCAGUAAGAAUGCUUCGCUGUGUAGAAGAUUUCCAGACAGUUCAAGUGAUCAAACUUCUAAGAUAUGAAAAGAAGGUGGCUAAAAUGUGUUUCUUGAUGAUCUCCACAUUUCUUAUUUGUUGGAUGCCCUAUGCAGUGGUCUCCCUCUUGAUAACAUAUGGCUAUAGCAACCUUGUAACUCCAACAGUAGCUAUCAUCCCAUCGUUCUUUGCCAAGUCAAGCACUGCUUAUAAUCCAGUUAUCUAUAUAUUCAUGAGUAGAAAGUUUCGACGCUGCCUUUUGCAACUCCUGUGCUUUCGGCUGAUGAGGUUCCAGAGGACAAUGAAAGAGACACCAGUAACAGGGAGUGACAAACCAAUACGACCGAUAGUUAUGUCUCAGAAAGCAGGGGACAGGCCAAAGAAGAAAGUGACUUUCAGCUCUUCCUCUGUCAUUUUUAUUAUCACCAGUGAUGACACUGAGCAAAUAGAUGACAGCGGUAAACACAAUGAGACAAAAGUUAAUGUCAUCCAAGUAAAGCCAUUGCAGGGAUGAGCUGAAGAGACAUGAGAAUGAGAUGGGUUUCAACCACUAGACUGUUGAGGCUGGAGACUGAUUUCAGUGGCAGUGUCUGUGGACUGCCAAAGAAAACCACAUUCUUAAGCUGUGAAAUACUGAAGGGAUUCAGUAUCUGAAGCUCUCCAAGUAUUUCACUUUUGGUCACAGUAUGGAAAUCUCUGCUAAAAUUGUUGAUGGAUGUCAUUACUCUGAAUUUUCUUAAAGCAUAUUUUAUGACUGCUAUUGAGAACUUUCGGUAUCUUAAUGUUUUCUGUAUAUUGAGCCUUCAGUAAAUAAUUAAAUGGAUCAUUUAUAUAAUUUUA
Messenger RNA from Cyanistes caeruleus (blue tit), 1886 nucleotides. NCBI's taxonomy places the organism in Eukaryota, Metazoa, Chordata, Aves, Passeriformes, Paridae. The record is from RefSeq and is a predicted model, not a curated record.